GAACUCAUUUCCUCCACCUUCUUUGACCAUACUGGUCUCUCUCUCUCUCUCUCUCUGGAGUGAGUCUCCAUAGUCUUGGAGAAACCCAAGCAGACAUUGUCAGUUCGAGACAGAAAAAAAUAGAAAGGAAAAAGAGGGUUGGAGAUCUCUCAGCCCUCUCUAAUGGUGAAAAGUCACUGUUCUUAUAAGCAUCCUUGCAUUGUAUCAAAACAUUGACUGUUCACUCAGCUCAGAUCUCUCCUUUAAUGGCUUAAAAGCUCAAACCAACGGUCUCUGGAGAAACCCUGUUGAGUUUUGCCUCAUUUUCUGGACUCUGCGUCCCUUUCUCUUUUAUUCGCUUCUUCUGUAACGGUUUGUGGCUGUUCAAAGCUUCGUCUUGAGCUACAAUGGCGGAGGCUACAGAGGCGAAAGCUCUGCCCGAAGCUGAGAAGAAGAAGGAGCAGACUCUUUCUUUCUAUAAGCUCUUCUCUUUUGCUGAUAGGUACGAUUGGUUACUCAUGAUCACCGGAAGCUUAGGAGCCGUCGUCCAUGGCUCCUCCAUGCCCGUUUUCUUUCUCCUUUUUGGUGAGAUGGUAAAUGGGUUCGGCAAGAACCAAUCGGAUUUGAGGAAAAUGACAGAGGAAGUAUCAAAGUAUGCUCUGUAUUUCGUGUUUCUUGGACUGGUUGUAUGCUUAUCAUCCUACGCAGAGAUUGCAUGUUGGAUGUACACGGGGGAGAGGCAGGUGAGUACGUUGAGGAAGAAGUAUUUGGAGGCAGUGUUGAGGCAGGACGUUGGGUUCUUUGACACAGACGCUAGAACUGGAGAUAUAGUCUUCAGUGUGUCAACGGACACUCUCCUUGUUCAAGAUGCUAUUAGCGAGAAGGUUGGGAAUUUCAUACACUAUCUAUCAACAUUUCUGGCUGGUUUAGUGGUGGGCUUUCUUUCGGCAUGGAGGCUAGCUCUGCUGAGUGUGGCAGUGAUUCCGGGAAUCGCUUUCGCCGGAGGAUUAUAUGCUUACACCCUCACCGGCCUCACGUCCAAGAGUCGCGAAUCCUAUGCCAACGCCGGUAUAAUUGCAGAGCAGGCCAUUGCCCAAGUUCGGACGGUUUACUCAUAUGUUGGGGAGAGCAAGGCCCUCAAUUCAUAUUCAGAUGCAAUACAGAACACACUAAAGCUUGGAUACAAGGCUGGGAUGGCCAAAGGCUUGGGUCUAGGAUGUACCUAUGGAAUAGCGUGCAUGUCAUGGGCUCUUGUGUUCUGGUAUGCCGGUGUUUUUAUCCGGAGUGGCCAGACUGAUGGAGGGAAAGCGUUCACAGCAAUUUUCUCUGCCAUUGUUGGUGGCAUGAGCUUGGGUCAAUCUUUUUCAAAUCUCGGGGCAUUUAGCAAGGGCAAAGCGGCUGGAUACAAGUUAAUGGAGAUCAUCAAGCAAAAGCCCACUAUAAUUCAAGACCCCUCGGAUGGGAAGUGUUUGACAGAGGUUAAUGGGAAUAUAGAAUUCAAAGAUGUAACCUUCAGCUACCCAUCGCGACCCGAUGUCAUCAUCUUUAGGGAUUUCUCAAUAUUCUUUCCGGCGGGAAAGACAGUGGCUGUUGUAGGUGGAAGUGGUUCGGGGAAGAGCACUGUCAUCUCUCUGAUAGAGCGUUUCUAUGAUCCAAAUGAGGGGCAGGUGUUGCUGGACAAUGUGGACGUUAAGACACUGCAAUUGAGAUGGUUGCGCGAUCAGAUUGGGCUGGUGAACCAAGAACCUGCACUCUUUGCAACUACUAUACUUGAAAACAUACUCUAUGGGAAGCCUGAUGCAACAAUGGUGGAAGUUGAAGCAGCUGCUUCAGCAGCAAACGCUCAUAGCUUCAUUACUUUGCUCCCCAAUGGGUAUAACACACAGGUGGGAGAGCGAGGAGUCCAACUCUCUGGUGGCCAGAAACAGAGAAUUGCAAUAGCCAGAGCCAUGUUAAAAAACCCAAAAAUUCUCCUCCUUGAUGAAGCAACCAGUGCCCUUGACGCUGGUUCUGAGAGCAUUGUUCAGGAAGCUUUAGACCGUCUCAUGGUUGGGAGAACAACUGUAGUUGUUGCUCAUCGCCUCUCCACCAUAAGGAAUGUCGACACAAUUGCAGUUAUACAGCAAGGGCAAGUGGCUGAAACUGGAACCCAUGAAGAAUUAAUCUCCAAAGCUGGGGCCUAUGCUUCGUUGAUUCGGUUUCAAGAAAUGGUGAGAAACAAAGACUUUAAGAAUCCUUCAACUCGUCGUUCCCGAUCAACACGAUUAAGCCACUCACUGUCCACAAAGUCUCUCAGCCUCAGGUCCGGCAGUUUACGGAACUUGAGUUAUCAGUACAGUACUGGUGCUGAUGGUCGGAUAGAGAUGGUCUCAAAUGCUGAAACAGACAGGAAAAAUCCAGCACCGGAUGGGUAUUUUUGCAGGCUGCUCAAGCUAAAUGCUCCCGAAUGGCCCUAUUCAAUAAUGGGUGCUAUAGGAUCAGUGCUUUCUGGUUUUAUUGGUCCAACCUUUGCCAUUGUGAUGAGCAAUAUGAUUGAGGUCUUUUACUAUAGAAACCCUGCCUCCAUGGAAAGGAAGACAAAGGAAUACGUUUUCAUUUACAUUGGUGCAGGUCUUUAUGCAGUUGUUGCAUAUUUGAUACAGCAUUACUUCUUCAGUAUCAUGGGUGAGAACCUCACUACAAGAGUAAGGAGAAUGAUGCUUGCAGCAAUUUUGAGGAAUGAAGUUGGAUGGUUCGAUGAGGACGAGCACAACUCAAGCCUUAUUGCAGCUCGCCUGGCCACAGAUGCUGCUGAUGUAAAAUCGGCUAUUGCAGACAGGAUCUCGGUGAUACUGCAAAACAUGACAUCCCUUCUCACAUCAUUUAUAGUUGCUUUCAUAGUGGAAUGGAGGGUCUCUCUUCUCAUUCUGGCUACCUUUCCUCUUCUUGUCCUUGCCAACUUUGCCCAGCAACUUUCCCUGAAAGGAUUUGCUGGGGACACAGCCAAGGCACAUGCAAAGACUAGCAUGAUUGCAGGGGAGGGUGUGAGCAACAUCCGAACUGUGGCAGCCUUCAAUGCCCAAGAGAAAAUCCUCUCCCUUUUUUGUCAUGAGCUCCACAUCCCACAGCUUCAAAGCCUUCGACGCAGCCAAUCGUCUGGCAUCCUCUUUGGCCUUUCUCAGCUUGCUCUCUAUGCCUCUGAAGCUCUCAUACUUUGGUAUGGAGCGCACCUUGUCCGCAAGGGAAUCUCCACCUUUUCCAAGGUUAUCAAAGUGUUUGUGGUUUUAGUCAUUACUGCUAAUUCAGUUGCAGAAACUGUGAGCCUCGCCCCUGAGAUAAUACGGGGUGGCGAAGCUGUUGGCUCUGUCUUCUCAAUUCUCGACCGUUCCACCAAGAUAGACCCUGAUGAUCCUGAGGCUGUGCCAGUUGAAUCAAUUCGUGGGGAGAUAGAACUUCGUCACAUAGACUUUGCAUACCCUUCGCGACCUGAUGUUACUGUGUUUAAAGACCUUAGCCUCCGGAUCCGUGCUGGCCAGAGCCAAGCUCUUGUUGGAGCAAGUGGGUCUGGGAAGAGUUCUGUUAUAGCAUUAAUAGAGCGAUUUUAUGAUCCAACUGCUGGAAAAGUUAUGGUUGAUGGGAAAGACAUUCGCAGGAUGAAUUUGAAGUCUCUAAGGCUUAAGAUUGGUCUAGUGCAACAAGAACCAGCCCUCUUUGCAGCUAGCAUUUUUGAAAAUAUUGCCUAUGGUAAAGAUGGGGCAACAGAAGCAGAAGUGAUCGAAGCAGCUCGUGCCGCUAACGUGCAUGGGUUUGUAAGUGGGUUGCCUGAUGGAUACAAAACACCAGUGGGUGAGAGAGGGGUUCAGCUCUCUGGUGGACAGAAACAGAGAAUUGCUAUUGCAAGAGCUGUUCUCAAGGACCCAACAAUACUUCUGCUGGAUGAGGCUACAAGCGCACUUGAUGCAGAGUCCGAGUGUGUGCUACAAGAAGCCCUCGAGAGGCUUAUGAGGGGUCGCACCACCGUGCUGGUGGCACACCGAUUAUCCACCAUAAGAGGGGUGGAUAGCAUUGGCGUGGUACAAGAUGGGCGGAUUGUAGAGCAAGGGAGCCAUGCUGAGCUUGUCAGCCGACCUGAAGGGGCAUAUUCCAGACUCUUGCAGUUACAGCACCAUCACAUAUGAUAUGAAAGAGAUUUUUUCCUUUGAUUGAAUUAAUGUGACCUUUGUUUGUUGGAUGGUAACAAUGUCUGGGGUCCGUUAACCUUUUUUUCUUUUUUCUUUUCUUUUUUUUUGGGGGGUUAAAUGAUAGUUGUAGAUAUGGGGAUGUGAAGAGUACAUCUGUAAACUUCCACUCCAUUCCCAAUGGAGGACCAAUUAUUAUAUAAUGUUAAAGUCUGCGGUGCAUAAAUCAAA
This is a messenger RNA of Malania oleifera, 4367 nucleotides long. RefSeq names its product ABC transporter B family member 19. Gene Ontology annotation, molecular function: ABC-type transporter activity; ATP binding; ATP hydrolysis activity. Gene Ontology annotation, cellular component: membrane. The transcript is spliced from 10 exons. The record is from RefSeq and is a predicted model, not a curated record. The coding region runs from base 387 to 4136 and encodes 1249 amino acids. Lineage: Eukaryota; Viridiplantae; Streptophyta; Magnoliopsida; Santalales; Ximeniaceae. Gene Ontology annotation, biological process: transmembrane transport.